Molecule: messenger RNA, 1503 nt
Organism: Haliotis rubra (blacklip abalone)
Lineage: Eukaryota; Metazoa; Mollusca; Gastropoda; Lepetellida; Haliotidae
Product: NXPE family member 4-like
Exons: 4
Coding region: 64-1503 (479 amino acids)
Source: RefSeq, a predicted model, not a curated record
ACACUCAACUUAUCACAGGUCUACCUUCCCGAAAGAGGAGUGACAUAUCUCACAGAGAAGGUUAUGCGUUAUGGAACAAUCUUUGUGCCUUCGUUGUGUGCUCAUCCAAAGAAAUCACGCAUAUAUCUAAAGCACGCUCACAAAGUUUACAAUUUAGGAGAUGAGGUUGAAGUGCAAAUAGAUCUGUAUGAUAUGCUUGGUAACCGCAAGAUGAUGGGAGGUGAUUUCUUGAGAGUUUGGAUGGAGAACCCAAAGAGAGCAGCUUCGGUUUCCGGUCGGGUGGCGGACCUCUAUAAUGGAAGUUAUACUGCUCUGCUUAAAGCUGUAUGGCCAGGAAAUGCAACAAUCAAGGCAUUCAUUGCUACGAGAAGAGAGGAGAUCGUUCUUGACUAUAUGAUAUUCCAAAAGCAUUACAGUCUCUGGACGAUUUUUGCUGAAUUUCGGACAAACAAUCUCAAAGAUGCAACAAAGUGCUCAAUUAGCCAAGGAAAUUCCUUAAAGACGAACGAAUGGUGUAAUUUCACGAAUGAGAAUAAUGGAUACAGUUACUACUGCAGGAAAUCCAAAAUCAAACAGUUAACGUGUGAUAGAUGGUCGCAUUCAUAUAGUGCAAACGGAAUUGCUGCUCCACUUAAUACCACAGAGAGGAACAUUCUUGGUUUGUCUGUGAUAGAUCCAAAACUCGAUAUUUUACAGACUUCAGUGAAGGUGUCUGUGAGAAGAGCUUCUAAUGAUAUGGAACUGCCGGCCCCUAGAACUCCCUGCAACAAGUUACCAACGGUAAUGACAUGGCAACGUACGUCUCCAAAUGGCUACUUUCUCCAGAAUAAAUGGCAUUCGCUGUUGUGUACUAACACUUUGCCCCGCACCACUGAUGCCUACAGACGAUGCUUGAAAGGAAGGACGCUCUGGCUUCAUGGGGAUUCAACCAGUAAUCAGUUUAAACGUUCUCUUCAUUCAAUUUUACACUUUCCAUCCCAUACCGACGCGCAUGUACCGACUACAGACACAGAUGUUACACACAAUUUUUCAAUUUCCUGGCACGCUCAUGAACUACCGUUCUAUAAUGGAGCUCGACGCUAUGACAGGUCAACACACCAGGGACAGAACGUCAUGAUGGACCGUCUCCCGAACACAACCAAGGACAUCGUAGUGUUGUAUAUGUACGUUCAUUUCACGCUUGUCCAUCCGGAUGUGUUCAGGCGACAUGUUCAGAGACUUGUUCAAUCAGUAAAGAACCUCUUGGCACGCGCUCCUAAUGUUACCCUUGCAGUUCGCGGUCCACAUGCGUUUUUCAGACCUAAGCACCGUGCGUUAUCCUACUGGGGUCUUCUGUACAGUAAUAUUUGGCAUGAGGCAUUUGCUUCACUGCAACACGAGAUUGUUUAUCUAGAUUUCUGGGACUUGACUAUGGCUAAACCAUCCCGGGAUUUCCACCCAGCAGAGGACACAGUGAAAGAAAUGGUGCACACCAUGAUGUCACUUCUGUGCUUUAGAAAGUGA